AUGCAUCUGAUUUGGACAUACUACUGCAUUGUCAGAACCAAGCUGGUUGGACUUGUGGUAAAGCUUCUGCUUCUUAUUGCUGCGACUGCAGUCUUGAUCAUAUGGUUGAUAAUUGGCAUCCCAGGAAGCAUAUUUGCUGGAUUGGUAUAUGGUUUUCUAGCACCCAUAAUGGCUACAUUUGAUGCUAUAGCAGAAGGCAAAGAAAAGCCAUUUGUUCAUUGCUUUGUGGAUGGAACAUGGAGUACUAUCACUGGAAGCUGUACAGUAGUCAGGGACGUGAAAGAUUUGCUUUUCCACUCCUAUUUUUCACUUAUGGAUGACCUUCGUCUUCAGAAACCUCCUGACGGGGAGCCAUAUGAGAUAAGAUUGCUUGAUAUUCCUGGUGCACUAAUAGCGGCUGCAUUUGAAUUUCUACUUGAUGGAAUAAUGUUCACAUUAAUUGCCUUCUAUAAGUGCCCCGUGAUGCUUUUCAAAGGAUGGAAACGAUUGAUCCAGGACAUGAUUGGGAGAGAAGGGCCCUUUCUAGAGACUGCUUGUGUGCCAUUUGCUGGUCUUGCUAUUCUUCUUUGGCCAUUUGCUGUAGUAGGAGCCGUUCUGGCAUCCGUACUCUCCAGUGUCCCUUUAGGUGCUUAUGCUGCAGUUGUAGCUUAUCAGCAAGCAAUUCCACCUUAUAAUGAGCAUUAG
This is a messenger RNA of Zea mays, 684 nucleotides long. RefSeq lists its product as uncharacterized. The record is from RefSeq and is a predicted model, not a curated record. NCBI's taxonomy places the organism in Eukaryota, Viridiplantae, Streptophyta, Magnoliopsida, Poales, Poaceae. Bases 1 to 684 code for a protein of 227 amino acids. The transcript is spliced from 5 exons.